Molecule: messenger RNA, 1251 nt
Organism: Molossus molossus (Pallas's mastiff bat)
Lineage: Eukaryota; Metazoa; Chordata; Mammalia; Chiroptera; Molossidae
Gene: NPDC1
Product: neural proliferation, differentiation and control 1
Exons: 9
Coding region: 194-1171 (325 amino acids)
Cellular component (GO): membrane
Source: RefSeq, a predicted model, not a curated record
CUGCAUCCCUGAUCCUUUGCCGCAGCGUCAGCGCCGCGCCGCCGCCGCCUCUUUUCCUACUCCUCCUGCACGGCCUCCACCUCCUCUUCCUCCUCCGCUCCCUCCUCCUCCGCCUCCGCCAACGCGGCUCUCCGAGCCCGCGCCCAGCCCCGGGCGCUGCGGUGCCAUGCUGCCCCGGCGGUGGCGCUGAAGGAUGGCGACGCCUGUCCCUCCGCCCUCCCCGCGGCACCUGCGGCUGUUGCGGCUGCUGCUCUCCGGCCUCGUCCUCGGCGCCGCCCUGCGCGGUGCCGCCGCCGGCCGCCCGGAUGAAACCACCUGUCCUGGGAGCCUGGACUGUGCCCUGAAGAGGCGAGCACGGUGCCCCCCAGGGGCUCACAUCUGUGGGCCCUGCCUGCAGCCCUUUCAGGAGGAUCAUCAUGGGCUCUGUGUGCCCAGGGUGCACCGGCCUCUGGGGGAGGGCCCGGCCCAGCCCAGACUGGAAGACGAGAUUGACUUCCUGGCCCAGGAACUAGCCCGGCAGGAGGCAGGGCGCUGGCAGCUCACAGCCUUGUCGCAGCCUGAGUCGCCCCAUGGGCUCCUGGAGCCUGCAGCCACCCUAGGACUCUCAGAGAGAGGCCAGGGCCCAGACCUGGGACUCCCUCCUACUCGGGGAGCCCCGGCGCCGACGCCCCACACCUCCUUGGGUUCUCCUGUGUCCUCUGGGCCUGUGCACAUGGCUCCCCUGGAGCCCCGGGGCGGGCACGUGGAUGGCCUCGCGCUCGCAGUGCUCAUCCUUGCGUGCUCCGUGGCCGGUGUGGCCGCCCUCGUAGUGGCUGCUUUCUGCUGGUGCAGGCUCCAGCGAGACAUCCGCCUGACCCAGAAGGCUGACUACGCGGCCCCGCAGGUGUCCAGCUCCCCCACACCGUCGCGGAUCUCGCCCGGGGACCAGCGGCUGGCGCACAGCGCCGAGGUGUAUCACUACCAACACCAGAGACAGCAGAUGCGGUGCCUGGAUCGGCAUAAAGAGCCUCCCAAGGAGUUGGACUCGGCCUCCUCCGAGGAGGAGAACGAAGACGGGGACUUCACGGUGUACGAGUGCCCGGGCCUGGCGCCGACCGGGGAGAUGGAGGUGCGCAACCCGCUGUUUGACCACUCCUCGCUCUCUGCGCCCCUGCCGCCUCCGCCGCAGUGACCCGCACGGUGACGCCCAUCCUCUGGAGGACCCUCGGCUCAAGGGUGGGGAAGAGGGACCCGUGUUUCCCAAUAAAGUAA